CUUUGCAGUGUAUGGAUGAUUCCAAGCCAUGUGUUAAUGAGGGAAAGUGCAUUCCGUAUCAAAAUGGUACAGGAUAUUGCAAGUGUCGAGAAGGCUUUCUUGGAGACUACUGUCAGUACAGAAACCCCUGCGAAAGCAAUACCUGUAAGAACGGGGGAACUUGUGAAACUACGUCUCUGAUAGGAAAGGCUACCUGCAAAUGUGCUCCAGGGUUCACAGGAGAGGAUUGUCAAUACUCUGAAUCGCACCUCUGCUACGUGUCCCAGCCCUGCCUGAACGGAGGAACUUGUCAUCCCCACAGCCAGGAAACCUACGAGUGUGUCUGUCCUCCAGGUUACACAGGAAAGGAUUGCCAGUGGAUUGAUGCCUGUACAUCUCAACCUUGUGCCAAUGGAAGUACAUGUACUGUAUCUGGAAAUAAGUUCUCCUGCAUCUGUCUGUCUGGCUACACUGGCCAGAAGUGUGAGAUAGAUGUGAAUGAAUGUGCCACACCAGGCCUUUGUCAACACGGUGGAACCUGUGUCAAUUUGCCUGGUUCAUACCGAUGCCAGUGCAAGCCGGACUAUACAGGGCAUCGCUGUGAGAGUGUAUAUGUGCCGUGUUCCCCAUCACCCUGUAUGAACGGAGGAACUUGUCAUCAAACAAGUGACUUCACCUUUGAGUGCAACUGUCUGCCAGGUUUCGAGGGAAGCGUCUGUGGGCGCAACGUUGACGACUGCCCAAAUCACAACUGCCAAAAUGGGGGUAUAUGCGUGGACGGUGUGAACACAUACAAUUGCCGCUGCCCGCCACAAUGGACAGGCCAGUUUUGCACUGAAGACGUUGAUGAAUGUCAGCUCCAGCCCAACGCUUGUCAGAAUGGGGGUACCUGCACCAACCACAAUGGAGGCUAUGCCUGUGUCUGUGUCAAUGGUUGGAGUGGGGACGACUGCAGUAAGAACAUUGAUGAUUGCUUCACUGCCUCCUGUGCUAAUGGAUCUACUUGCAUUGAUCGAGUGGCUUCUUUUUCGUGCAUUUGUCCAGAAGGAAAGGCAGGUCUUCUGUGCCACUUGGAUGAUGCAUGUGUUAGCAAUCCAUGCCAGAAGGGUGCUCUGUGUGAUACCAAUCCUGUGAACGGACACUAUAUCUGCACCUGUCCUCAAGGCCAUAAGGGAGCAGACUGCACUGAGGAUGUGGACGAAUGUGCAAUGGCAAACAGCAAUCCGUGUGAACAUGCUGGGAAAUGCGUAAACACAGAAGGCUCUUUCCACUGUGAGUGUUUGAAGGGCUACACAGGACCUCGCUGUGAAAUGGACAUCAAUGAAUGCCAUUCAAAUCCAUGCCAAAAUGAUGCCACCUGCCUGGAUAAAAUCGGAGGAUUCACAUGUCUCUGUAUGCCAGGUUUUAAAGGUGUUCACUGUGAAGAAGAUAUUGAUGAGUGUCUAAGUAAUCCCUGUGUGAACAACGGAGAGUGUCUUGAUAAAGUCAACCGCUUCCUCUGUGUCUGUCCUCCUGGAUUCAGUGGUGCCGUGUGUCAGAUUGAUAUAGAUGACUGCUCCAGCACGCCAUGUCUCAACGGAGCCAAAUGUAUUGACCAUCCCAAUGGCUAUGAGUGCCAGUGCGCCACAGGUUUUACUGGCCUUUUGUGUGAGGAGAAUAUCAACAACUGUGAUCCUGAUCCUUGCCACCAUGGGGAAUGUCAAGAUGGAAUUGAUUCAUACACAUGUAUAUGCAAUCCUGGCUACAUGGGUGCCAUAUGCAGUGAGCAGAUAGAUGAAUGCCACAGCAAUCCUUGCCUCCAUCAAGGGCGCUGCAUUGAUUUGGUGAACGGCUACCAAUGCAACUGUUUGCUGGGCACUUCAGGAGUGAACUGUGAAAAUAACUUUGAUGACUGUGCAAGUAACCCAUGCAUUCACGGGGACUGUAUUGAUGGUAUUAAUCGCUACAAUUGUGCUUGCAAACCUGGAUUUACAGGCCCGCGUUGUAAUGUAGACAUUGAUGAAUGCACAUCCAGCCCCUGUCAUAAUGGUGGGACAUGUAUAAAUGAAGUCAAUGGCUUUCGGUGUGUAUGUCCUGAAGGUUACCAUCAUCCUCACUGUCAGUCACAGGCAGAUGGCUGUCUUAGUAAUCCCUGUGUACAUGGCAACUGCACACAUAUUACUAGUGGGUACAAGUGUGUCUGCGACCCAGGCUGGAUAGGAGAUUACUGUUCAACAGAAGGGAACGAAUGUAAAUCAAACCCAUGCCAGAACGGAGGAACUUGUGAAGAUCUGUUGAAUGGAUAUAGAUGUACCUGUAGGAAAGGAUUCAAAGGUGUGAACUGCCAGGUAGUGGUUGCUCCUUGUUCCCCUGAUCCUUGUGAGAACUCAGGAAUUUGCCAAGAAUCUCCUGACGCUGAAGGCUACACCUGCCAAUGUGCCCCUGGCUGGGAAGGGGAGAGAUGUACAGUGGAUAUUGAUGAAUGUCUCUCAAAGCCCUGCAAAAAUCAUGCUCUGUGCCACAAUAUUCAAGGCAGUUACCUGUGUGAAUGUCGGCCAGGCUUCACUGGAGGAGACUGUGACAGUAACAUUGACGACUGCCUUUCAAAUCCCUGCCAAAAUGGUGCUUCAUGUGUGGAUGGGAUAAACUCUUUCUCAUGCAUCUGCCUACCUGGAUUUCAUGGAGAUAAAUGUCAGACAGAUACCAAUGAAUGUCUAAGUGAACCAUGCAGGAAUGGAGGCACGUGCACCCACUAUGUCAACAGCUACACGUGCAAGUGUCAGCCUGGGUUUGAGGGAACCAACUGCGAAAACAACAUCGAUGAAUGCACUGAGAGCUCCUGUUUCAAUGGAGGUACUUGUGUGGAUGGGAUCAAUUCCUUUACUUGCCAGUGUCCAGUGGGCUUUACAGGACCCUUCUGCCUCACGGAAAUUAAUGAGUGCGAUUCACACCCUUGCUUGAACAAAGGCUCCUGCGUGGACAGCCUAGGCACAUACCGAUGUAUAUGUCCUUUGGGUUAUACUGGGAAGAACUGUCAG
This is a messenger RNA of Fulmarus glacialis (Northern fulmar), 2996 nucleotides long. Its product is annotated as neurogenic locus notch homolog protein 2-like. Gene Ontology annotation, cellular component: plasma membrane; protein-containing complex. The annotation marks the transcript as partial. NCBI's taxonomy places the organism in Eukaryota, Metazoa, Chordata, Aves, Procellariiformes, Procellariidae. Gene Ontology annotation, biological process: heterophilic cell-cell adhesion; establishment or maintenance of epithelial cell apical/basal polarity. Gene Ontology annotation, molecular function: calcium ion binding. The transcript is spliced from 17 exons. The record is from RefSeq and is a predicted model, not a curated record.